UAAUCUCGUCGAGUAAUUUUGGUUUUAGUUCUGUGGAGUGAAUUGAAUUUCCAUUUGUGCGUAAAUUUUAAUAGGAUGACUAGUAAAAUAAGGUUUCAAUCCGCUAUUAAUGAAUCGAGAGUACUGUAAAUUUAACAUAAGAAAGAGUUCUCUAUUUUUCUAUUUUGUGCUUUUUUUAAAACGGAUGACUUAAAUCUGCGCAGUGACUUGUACUUUUUAUAAAAAAAACAGUGGGAAAAUAAUUCACAAAAUGAUACAGGACGAUGAAUAUGAACUUCUGGUAACUACCCCAGAGCGAAUUAAAGCUCUGGGGUUCAAACCUCAGAAGGAAUUUUUGACGAAUCACUUAUUGCCAUAUGCCAGUGAGCUUGACGAAGAAUCGACCAGAUUUUUAGGACAAGUGAAGAUAAACUUGGCGAAGUCUGUUAUGUUACGAGAGAUGAAGCCAGCAUGUGGAGUCUGGCUUUCUAGAUUAAUGAAGUACAUAAGAAUUUAUGGACUAAAGUUCAGUAAAGCUGACCACAUAGACCUCAUCAAAUUGGCAUAUGAGCUUAUUAUCAUUCCAGAUCUUGAACCUAGCAAAGUUCAUAAGUUUAGUACAAUGUUCAUUAUGCUCACAAAAAAGAGACAACUGAUUUCACCAGAAGAACUGAAACUUCCCUGGAGACCUCUAUAUGACUUAGGACAAAGAAUAUUUGAUAAGAAUGCGCUUCAUGUUGGAAUGUUUCAUUAUAUUAGGCCUGACCGUAGUGGCAAACAAGGAUUCGAUGUUUUCGAUUUGAUUCGCAAACUCCUGUCGGGACAUGGGGUUGAAGAUGCACUACAUUUGUUUGGUCUCUCAAUCUCGGACAAAAGUGAACUGCCUACUUCUCUGGAAAGUUCAUACGUUGCAUUGGUGAAGUGCGCAAGACCAUAUUUCGAAUUGAGCGCAACAAAGGAGAUAUUAGACUUGUUACUACCUCGAAUCAACCCCUGGACAGCGGACUCGUAUGUAUUGAGUCAACUGGUAGUAUUUCUUCCUGUUGCAUUACAUCCCCGGAACUCGGCGUUAGGUCACGAACUUUGGUUUGAGAAGCUGAUGGUUUUAUGGGACACUUGCUACAAUGCUCAGUGUGGAGUUUGGGAUCUGAUGAUAAUAUUUACUGGUCUGGCAAAGAGAAAUCCCGGUGUGAUAAACUGGUCACAGUAUGCUCCUAGAAUAUUCUCGAGAUUCCUUCAUGCAUUAAAUCUUCCCGUCAGUUAUAAAGAUAUGCAAAUUAACAAUCACUACACUCUUGAUACAAAACACAUGGCCUCGUGGAUUGUAUGGAGUAUCUGCCCCGAUGGAGUGGUUCUUAAACACCUGCGUUGUUUUAUGGGAGGCGUAGAAAGUUACUUGCACAGUGCGAACUCUGGUCGAUGGUCAUAUAAACUUAGGGACUUUCUAAAAAAGCUUACCAAAGAAUUCCUAAACAGGUAUCGUCGAGAAACUGAGCACAAAUUUAAAGAGAGCUGGGAGAAUCAAGUACCUGAACAUUACAAACUGAGAGAAGAAGAUAUAACUGAGUUCAUAAACAUAGUUUUAGAACCUACAUUGCAAGCUUUGUAUAAUCGAGUCGACAGUCUUGAAGUAUCAUUUGCCUUACAAAAUUUAGCUACACUGCGACCUGCUAUCGUUAUUCCACCGUUGCUGGAAAAAUUUAAGACUUCCUUGAAUUCCCUGACCGAGCCCCACAGAGUCACGGCCGCCAUGUCCGGCCUGGCCGCGGUCGCCAGGCCGAUGGUGCGAGGUCCCGACGCCGGAUAUUCGGAAGGUCCCACUCAUAUCGUCCACAUCCUGAUGGCCGUGCUCCCAGGUCUCGAUCCGAACGAUAUCAAGAAAACAUUGGUUUCCCUUCAUUUUAUUUUGUUCUUCAGUUGGAUGGUGCCGUUGAUAGAUUGUAGUUCGGCUCACGAAUACUGGCCGGAUCUGACAGAGGAGGAAUUGCUGACGUGCGAGUCGACCGCGCAGAUUGAAGACUUCGUUUUAGUUUUCUUUGAGAAGAUUUUCUCGAUCGUAGAAUCCAGUGUACUAGAACACGUGCGCUUGGACACCAAAGAGUCGGACGGGAUGCGAAGUAAGGCUGAUGCUGUCAUGGAGGCGGCGUUGUCAUCUGCUACAACUGCUGUGCUAAUGCAGUGCUCUCCUAAAAUAUUCAAGGAAGCUCUGAGGAAGUUCAAAUCGUUCGCCACGCAGACCACGUUUGAGACGAACGUGUCCGGUAGCAUGGUCGGGGUGUUGCUCCGUGUGUUUGCUCGAGUCGACCCCGAAUCGACAUUAGCCGCAUUUCUGCCUCUUCUUUGUGAUGAACUCGACGAGUUAUUAGCGAGCGACGAUGCUCUCAAGGAAGAGAAUCCCCCACGAGACCUGAUGUACAGACUAGUUCUAUUGAUGCAUUUAGUAGAAUGCGAUGGGACGGUUCUAUUAAAGUAUGUCCCCAGAAUUAUUCCUGUACUGGAUCGGGCACUUAAAAUUCAAACGUAUUACGCAUUGAAUCGGGCCUCCGAAAUCCUAGCUCACAUGCUGAUUUCGUUCAACUGCAUUGAGCUGAAAGAAUGGAAGAGUUCGACUAAGGAUUACAGUGCAGCGCCUCAAACGUGGCUGCCCGUCAGGGAGUGGGGCCACGGCUGCAAGCUCAAGGACCUUAGUUUCAAAUGGCACGUCCCCUGCAAGGAGGAGGCCGAAUGCGCCCAAAUGCUUUUGGACAGAUACAUGAAGCCCGAGAUAUCGAAGUUAAAGCAGUGGGUAAACGGUGACUGCGAAAUGAGUCGCGAAGAGAGAUGCAGGUGUUUCUAUGUACUGGUGGCUGUGUUAUCAUGCGGGAAUUUCUUACCGCAACCCAACGAAGAGCCAGUGUUGUUAUUGGAAACUCAAGUGCCGUCGACGAGUAUACCGUACACGAACGGAGUUAAGUUUUCUAUAACACUGGACGGCGAGAACGUUCGCGUCGCCGUCACGCGGCUGCUAGUCCGAGUGCAGGAGCGGAUGUUGGCCGACAAGUCGGAUGACACGCGCGGCCUCGAGCUACUCACGAAGGUAUGGGAACGUGUGGUAGUGAUGAAGGGUUCCAGAGUCGGUCCCAGUCUAGAAGAGCGUCUGAUAUCGUACGGCGCGCUGGACCGCGUGCUGGACGGACGCGCAGGGCCCACCAAUCGGUUCGGAGGCGCCGGGACCUCCAGACUGCGGAUGUUGACGGCCGAAGCGGCCAGGAUACACGACGAGUCGAGAGUGAACCUGGUGUGCGAGGCGGGGAUCACGCCCAUAGCCCUGAAGGCGCUGCACGCACUGGCCGAGUUGUCCGUCAACACGUACACUUCUGUUCGAAUGCUCUCCCAAAUCAGACUGUACUGGAUGCUCAAUCAUUAUCCUUACUCCUACCGCACUCUGGUGCCAAAGUUGGCUGAAUUGUUGAUCAAAGGCGGCGAAGGCGACGAAUGGCACGCCCGUCACAAAGGGACGUUAUACAUGAUGCUCGGUCCGAGGAAUGCACCGUUGAUUGCUAAACAGGACUGGGAAGUGGCCAGAACGUUGUGGCCUGCCAUACUGAAGGCCCCCCUCAGCGAGAAACCAAGUAUACUAAAGUUAGAACAAGCAUUUGGGGACACGAUACACCGUAACUUCCCAGCAGUCAACACGCGUUUGGUGAUACCGCAAUCGGCAAUAGAUGCGGCCGCCCGCCUCCUCACCGAGGAACAACUCAACGAUGCCGAGUUUGUCGAAAUGCUGAAGAAGGCCAAACAAAACGAGACGGCGUUUUCCGAUCGAAAUGAGAGAUUGUACAAUGAAUUAAUAUUGGAACUGGUCGAUUUAGCGGAGACGCCUAACAUACCGUGGCGGCGGCUGGAGCUGGCGUUCAACAUGGCGGUGUACUGCCCGUCGCUGCAGACGGCGUACCCGGCGCGCGCGGUGCGGCUGGCGGCGCGCGGGCUGCUGCACGACGACGUGGCGGUGCGCAGGUCGGCGCAGCGGCUCGCGCACUACGCGCUCAAGCAGCGCAAGCGCCCGCUGCACAAGAUACACGUCGACCCGUACGAGCUGGCCGGCCUGCCGCGCCCCGCACAGCACAUACCCGGUUACAGAAAAGAUGUGGAGUGGGUCAUGUGGUCUGAAGACAGGAUACCAAAGAACGAUGAAGAAUGGGAUAGACCGUGGCUGAGAAGUCCUUCUUUUGGAUUUUAUCAGUGGCCCGAGAAAUUGGUGGUAGCCGCCCCGAUAAGUCAACAGACGUGCUGUAAAUUCCCUCCUCCUGAAUGUAUGGAGGAGGGCGAACGCUACCUUUUCGAGUUCUUCGAUGACGACGAAAACGUUAACAAACUGGUCUCGUUCCUGACCGUCGAGGAGAAAAAGGGCAAGGACAAGUUCAGCGGCGUUCGAUUCUUGUUCUUCAAGUUUCUGUUUGCUCAUUUCGGACCUCGUAUUGCGGACAAGUUCACGGCGCACGCGCUGCGGUGUGCGGCGGAGACGCGCGAGGCGCCGCAGCGGUUCGCGGCGGAGGUCGCGUCCGCCGCGCUGCGGGCCGCGCGCUACUGGACCAGAGACGACGCUCUGAAGAUGUACAGCGACACACUAGAGAUAUUUAAAGCGGGUCUAACAUCAGUGACUCCAGAGACGAUGAAUGAUUGGGGCACGGCUUUGGCGACCGGUAUGGAGAAGAUGGAUCCGCUGCGGGGCGCCACUGUGGUGCAGGGGAUCGUGGACCUCGCCAUCCCGCCACCAGCGCCAGCUAAUGCUGACCCUGAUCAGAAGGCAUCCUUCGUUGUGUGUGCCCGAUUGCACGCAUUACAGGGAGCCAUCGGGUCACUGAAAUGGCGAACUGCAUCGCUGUCCCAGAUCCUGCUGAAGAAACUCGAUGCUGCGAACUUUAUACAGCAUCCUUACCAGAAUGUGCGGGAAAGUGUCGGAAGUUUGCUAGCGACAAUGUUCGACACGGAAGUGUUGUUCCCCGGCGGGCCUACUGGUUACUCCCUGUCUCUUGGCGACUUCAUAGAAUCGAUUCAGCCAAGACUGGCCCCUUUGUAUGAUGAGAAUGGAGACAUUGUGAUAUCGCUGACGACAACUACGUCACCGCUACAAGCGACGGCCGCCGAGGAGGCUCCGCAGUCGGCCGCUUCCACGUCCAGAACCAGAAACUCGUUAAGCGGACAGAUACCGGUGCGCGUCGCCAGACUGUCGCCCGACUCCGCUGAAGCUUCCGUGAGCGAAGACGCAGCUCAGUCUGAAGCGGUUGAAGGUGAAGAAGAAUCGAUAGGCCGUAGUCGUUUAGAGAAGCAGCUGGUGGAUCGGCUCGACGCGGCGCUCAGUCUGUCCGGGGACGCGCCUGUCGUCGCGCCCCAGCCCAAGGAUCACGCCCGGGCUCUGAGUCUACUCACUACCGUGAUCCGCGCGAGCACGGGCGUGUGCGUGCGCGGCGUGAGCGCGGGCGGCGUGGGCGGCGGCGUGGUGCGCGCGGCGUGUCGGUGCGCGGCGCGCGGCCCCACGCAGCCGCACGACGAGCUGCCGCGCGCCGCCGCCGCGCUGCUCGCCGCGCUCGCCGUGCAGACGCGCACCGCCGCCGGCUUCGAUCGCACCUGCGACGAACUAGAACUGCUCGCCACAGGUAACUCGUGGUGGGCUCGACUGGCGUGCUUGGACUUUGCUCAGCCGUUCCUGUUUUACGGGCUCCCGUUUCUGUGCGAUAGUCCGGACAGAGCUGUUCGAGCCGAACAGUUCGCUUUGAAACUCAUGCGGGACUCGCGACUCGAGGUUCGACAGUCGGCUGCUAAGCUGUUGACAGGAUUGAUGCACUGUCGCGCUCUACCCGACGAACAGAGGACGUUGCGUUUGUUGAUACGCAGCGCUCGAUCGAAGCAACUGGUGGAGAGACAUUUCGGGGUGCUCGGCAUGUGCGCCUACCUGUCCUCUCGACCGUACAGCAUCGGGUCCAAGUUCGGCGACGUGCUGUCCGAGCUGUCCCGGCACACGAACGCGCCGGACCCGGUCCCCGCGACCAUACGACGCGCAUUAGCAGACUUCAGGAGGACCCACCAAGACGACUGGCCGAAACAUAGAGAUCAACUCUCUGAAGACGAACUGGACAUGUUGGCUGAUCUCACUUCCCCCCCUUCGUACUUCGCCUAGCUUGCCAACGUUAGCUGCGUAAAUCAGGACCUCCCUAUUUAUAUUGUAUAUUGUUCAGGUUUCGUUUUAGGCUGGCGACAGACAGAUCUGUGCAAUGUAAUCACAAUCCGAGCUUUUUUAUUUUUGUCAGAACAACCGAGACAAUAGUGGAUGCAAGUAUCCAAAAAUUUCGUAAGUUGCCACACGAUAAAAUGCUUUAAGUCAGUUGCCAGCUUAAAAUAAAUAAAAGCCGAUAUAUGUAGGUAGUUUAAAGAUUUGAAUUUUUUGUAGAAAUGUAGCAGAAUUUAAUCUUGAUAAAAAAAAACGCAAGAAAGCACAACAGACAUGUGAGAAAUGACAUUUGGCUACAUUGGUAGCUCGCUGUUUCUUCUACGGUAUUCUGCUCGUUAUAACGGGUUGCGGCAUAAAUAAUAAUUCUAUUGGACGUUGAUAUAUUUGUUUCUGUGGGAUGUUUUGGGUGAAGACAUUUUUAUUGGGAUUGGAUUUUUUUAUUAACCAUCACCAAAAUUAAGUUAAGAUUCAUAAAGUAAACAAUUCAUUUCGUGACUGGCCCGAAAAUUAUUUUAUAUGAUUAAUACAUAUAGGACUAAAAGUUGCUUUACUAAUAAAGUUAUUUUGUAUACAGAAAAUGUAAUGUUUGGAAAUUAAAUUUUUAGAACGGUCAUAAUUAAUUGUUUUUCAUUAUUUAAAUUGGGAAUAAAUCGUAAUUAUGUGGAAUAUUCGGUGCACUGUUGGUUUAUUGUGCAGGGUUUUAUUGAAAUGUUAAUUUUUAGCUCAAUAUUCUUGAAAGGUCAUCGGGAAAUCAUAAUCAUUAUAUAAAUUUAAAGUUUCUAAUUUUGUAUGUCGAUCAACUGUAAAGAAAUUUAAUUGUUAUUUUUUUGUUAUAUUUAUAUAAAUAUGUACCUUAUAUGUUUGGAAUAUUCGUCGCUUUGUAUAGAUAAUUUCAGUAAUCGUGAAAAUGAUGUCUGAACACUUUGACAUGACAUUUUAUCUACUGUAAAUAAAUAAAUGAACAAACACAAAUGUACAUUAACAUGUACAGAGCAGUAAAUUCAUUGACAGAAAUCAUCACCGAGCCUAAAUUAAAGGAGUACCUUGAUUCACAAGGUUGAGGAACUACCAUAGAAUUAAUCUGACGAUAUUCUGUGUAAAUAGAUAUUGUUUAAAUUUUAUAUUUAAUUAUUUUAGGAAAAUAGCUCAAUUUUUUGGCCUCUAAUAAUAUAUAAGAUAUGUAUUUUUUGCAACACACAAUUUAUGUAUAGCACUGCAAUUAAUUAUGAAAAGUCAACUUUAUUAAAUCAAAGAGGUACACUCUUUGUGAUGCAAUAACUUUCAAUUUUGUCUAUGGUUGAACCGCAAUUAAUAACGUACGUUUUUCUACUUCAUUAAUUUGGGAAGCCCUAUCUUCGAUAGAUUCAAUAAUUUUCAUAAAUAUAAUUAUUUUACUGCAACUACAAAUUUCUGCAUUGCGAAAAAUGAAGAAACAAUAAUCUGUAGAAUAUUCCCUUGUAAAUUUUGUUUAUUUAUUUAUGUAUAAUUGUGUAUCCAUUUUACAUAGAUCUGGUAAAGGAAGGUGAUGAGACUGUAAUUAAUGUAUCAUUAAAAAAAAAAAUGAAACAAAACUUCA
Messenger RNA from Bombyx mandarina (wild silkworm), 7763 nucleotides. Its product is annotated as proteasome activator complex subunit 4. Gene Ontology annotation, molecular function: peptidase activator activity; proteasome binding. Lineage: Eukaryota; Metazoa; Arthropoda; Insecta; Lepidoptera; Bombycidae. The record is from RefSeq and is a predicted model, not a curated record. Gene Ontology annotation, cellular component: nucleus; cytosol. Gene Ontology annotation, biological process: proteasomal ubiquitin-independent protein catabolic process.